Molecule: messenger RNA, 507 nt
Organism: Didymodactylos carnosus
Lineage: Eukaryota; Metazoa; Rotifera; Eurotatoria; Philodinida; Philodinidae
Source: the annotation of a GenBank genome assembly
AUGAUUUUCACUGUCGUACUCGGACUAACAUUGCAUUAUCUUAUCCUUGCCUCACACUCUGUAGUGCCCAAUCCGACGACUACAAGAACCACAACAAUAACAACAACGGCAACAACCACGACAACAACAACCACAGCGCCGACAACAACCAUGACGCCGACAACAACAACGUCAACAACCACGACAACAACAACGACGGCAACAACCACGACAACAACGACGACGACAACAACAACGACGGCAACAACCACGACAACAACAACGUCAACAACCACGACAACAACAACGUCAACAACCACGAUAACAACAACGUCAACAACCACGACAACAACAACGUCAACAACCACGACAACAACAACGAAAACAACAAGGAGAACAACCACGACAACAACAACGACGGCAACAACCACGAGAACAACCACGACAACGACCAUAACUACAACUACUACUGGAAGUACCACCAGAAAAGCAAAGUCGUCGGGUGAGUAUUCUGUUAUGAUCUAUUAG